AACUGACAAGUAGAAGUCUAGUCUGUGGUGUCUGGUGAUUUUUGUAAAAUAUAAAUAUUUAUUUCUAUUUACUAUUUAGAUAAAUUGUUACUAAUUUGAAACAAAACCAGAUAGACUUGACCAAAAUACUAAUAAUUAUAUAUUGACGAUGGACUUUGAAAGUCCUGAUGUAGAAAAAGACUUUCCAGGCCUAUACGCUUCAGAAAGUGGACGGAAAAGCAAUGAAAGUGACUUUAGUGACGGAGGUGAACAUGAGAAACCUAGCAAAAAAGAUUUGUUAGGACGACGCAAAGACAAGAAAGAGUCAAAGAAAGAUAGGGGUUAUGCUGCUUUAGAAGGUGAAAGUUCUCCGGAAGAAGAUACUGACACAAAAAGUCCUUCUAAAACAAAGAAAACAAAAUCAUUCAAGUUUCCAACAAAAAGUAAGGAGAAAAGAGAAAAGUCUAGAGACAAAGAGAAGGUUCUAGAAGAUGCAGCUAAGCAGAAAGAACUGAGUGAAAAGGAAAAGAAAAAGGAAAGAGAGAGAGAAAAAGAAAGGGAGAAAGAGAAAAAAGAGAAAGAAAAGCGAGAAAAGUUAAGGGAGAAAGACAAGGAGAAAGAAGAAAAGGCGAAAUUUAAACUCGAGUCGAAAGAGAAAUUGAAAGAUGACAAAAAAGAAAAGGUCAAAGAGAAAGACAAGGACAAAGUCAAAGAUAAAGAAAAGGAGAAAGUAAAGGAGAAGGAAAAAGAGAAAGUCAAAGAAAAAGAUAAAGAUAAAAAAGAUAAGAAACUGACGAAAGUGCCGUCCACCGUCACAUCGGGAGUGCCUUUUGAGGAAAUAUUUACUCUUGGAGUCGCUCUGCCAAUAUUCGGGGUGCCGCUGCAGCAGUCGGUGGAACGCUCCCGAUGUCACGACGACACCGGCCUACCGCUCGUGGUGCGGGACAGCAUCGACUUCUUACAAGCGCAUGGUCUGAAGUCCAACCAGAUAUACCGAGCGGAGCCGGACAAGAUCAAGUUGCAGCAGCUGCGCAAACUGUUCACAGACCGCGGGCCCACCUUCCCCUACCACUGGGACGUGGCGGUGGCGUGCGCCAUGCUGAAGAGCUUCAUCAGUGAACUACCAGACUCGAUCUUAACGCAAGAACUGCACGGUCAGUUCGAGCAAGCGACGGCCAUAGCCGAGCCUCAGAAGGAGGCGACUAUGGUGGCGCUCGUGAGCAAACUGCCGGCCUGCAACCACAGCCUGCUCGGCUGGCUCAUGAGGCACUUCGAGCAAGUCCUCGCUAACGAACAGACCAACCACGCGAGCCUGCAGACGAUAGCGACCGCCAUGGGCCCCGCGCUCAACAUGUCGCUCAACCUGCUCACGUACCUCAUCACCAAAGCCGACAAGCUGUUCCCUGAAGUUCGCCUAACCAAAUACGUCCCACCGCUGCAGUCGAUCCCGUCGGACUUCCCCGAGACGGCCAACGAGCUGAGCGAGGAGCUGCGCAAGCAGGAGUCGCUGCUGAACCAGAUCCACGCGGAGAUGCACGCCGGGUUCAUCACCGCCGCGCGCGACCAGCAGCUGUGGGAGGCGCAGCGGAUCGUCACGCAGCUCAAGAGGAAACUGCGAUCCGUUCAAAAAUCAGUUGAACCGACCGCAGCGCCCAGUUCACUACAGCAACUGCCAGACGAUAAAUUCGACGACGAAUUGGCGAGACGGAAUUCACAACCCAACGAUGUACCAAAACCCAUAGAACUACCCCCUACUAAUCCUAUAGCACCAAAAGAGGCAGAAGCACUAACACCCCUAAACAUCAACGAACCAUUCCAAGACACUAAAGAAUCUCCCAAUACAGACGUAUUCCCAGUAGAAUUCGAAGAUAAUUUCGACUUCAAACCUGUAGAAGCAAAAGAUGAAAUUGAUACACCAGAGAAAUUGGUAGAAAAACCAAAAUUCACAGAAAAAGAACUCAAAGUUUUGAGGUUACAAUUGGAGAAUGCAGAAUACUUGCAAUUGAAAUCUUUGCUGCAAGCCAAGAUAAAUUCGGAGCAAUUUGAAAUUGUCAAAUUGAGAAGUCACGUUGCAUUGAAGAAUAAACAAGAAGGCAAUGUCCAGUGCAAGGAGAGUAAGGAGAAUAAAGAGAAUUUCACACCAGAAGAGCAGGAGUUGAAGCAGAAGUUGAUGAAAGAGAACGCCAUGUUGGAACAGAAGAGACUGAAUCUAGUGAACCAGAUAUUUCAAGAGAGAGUUGCGUGUAUACAACUGAAGAUAGAGUUGGCUAUGAAAGAGAUUAUGUCUAAAUCGUAGACAUAGAUUUUAAAAAAUAACAUGAAUAGUUUAGAAAACUAAAAAACACGCUUGAUACCUAUAUCAUGGGGGUGGAUAUCAAAUAGCCUGUCCGCCAUCUUGGACGUCCGCCAUAUUGGAUUUAAGUCACGUGACUAUUUUUUUCGUAUUCCUGACAGCAAAUCCUUUCAUUUGAUAUCCAUAUCAUGGGGGUGGAUUUCAAAUAGCCUGUCCGCCAUCUUGGACGUCCGCCAUAUUGGAUUUAAGUCACGUGACUAUUUUUUUCGUAUUCCUGACAGCAAAUCCUUUCAUUUGAUAUCCAUAUCAUGGGGUGGAUUUCAAAUAGCCUUUCCGCCAUUUUGGACGUCCGCCAUAUUGGAUUUAAGAGUCACGUGACUAUUUUUUUCAUAUUCCUGACAGCAAACCCAAAAAAGGGGUGUGGAUUUUCAUCCUCCUCCUCCAAGUUAGCCCGCUUCCAUCUUAGACUGCAUCAUCACUUACCAUCAGGUGAGAUUGUAGUCAAGGGCUAACUUGUAAAGAAUAAAAAAAAAAAAAAAAAAAAAAAAAACCCUUCAUUUGAUAUGCUAGGAUUCCAAGAUCUUCUUAAAUACAUAGAUACAUGUGAAGCUAAUAUAAGCGUGUCAAUGAAACUUAAAUGAACAGUGAAAAAUGAGUUUUGUAUUAUUUUUGGCCAAAAAACUGCAGUCGAAACUAUAUUUUUGGCCAUAACUGGCCGAAAACGAACCUGCGAUCGGACUCUAGUUUUAGCAUUAAAAAUCAAUCAAUUCGAUCUGAAUUAGGAUUCAAAAUUUAAAUUUAAUGGCGAAGUAGAAAAAAUCAAAAUUGAUAUUGUCAAAUUUCAUUUUUUCUACUUCGCCUUCUGAUUUUUUCUACUUCGCCUCGCGCUUCUUUAAAUAGUAUACAACAAAGUCGCUUACCGUGUGUUUACGCUUAAAUUUUUAUAUAUAUAAAACGGAUAAAGUCUCGGGCAUUUGCUAGUAUUGUAUAAUAGGCUAGUUGACACUUUUUUUAUUGGUCUUAAAUUGUUCAUUAUCGUUCUAGUAGAUUGAAAAAAAAAUGUCAUAUAUUUUUAGGACGUGAAUAAAUUUUAUUUUUUUGACCUUAAGAACCAAAACGUUGUCGGCCAUUAAGGUCUAUAUUUUACCGUUUCAUGACGUCACGUAAACACUAAACCUUAACCAAACGGUUUCAAAAUUAUUAAUUAGUUUAUUUAGUACUGUAAUAAGUAACACUGUGACGUCACAAAAUGGACGUUUAUGACGUUUGGAAAAAUUGAUAAAAUACAUAAUUUUCUAUGAAAUCCAUAACUUUUAUUAACUAUUAUCGAUAUAUUUUGGACCCUUAUUCCGUGUACUAUACGAAAUUAGUAUUGUUUAUAUUAAAUUGUAUACACGUCAACUAUCCUAUUAUGAAAGUGGAUAUAAAUAGAGACAGUAAAUAAAAGCCAAUUGGUUAUUUUCCAAUACUAAUAAUUAUUACAUAAUUGAUAACUCGCUGCGCUCUCACUCGGUGUCAAGUGACGAUAAAACUGUUUAAUUAACAAAUCAGCAUUAAUCAGACAUUCAUUUAAACUCUCUUAUUUUACAUAACAUUGUAAAGGCGAAAGUUUUUGUAUGUAAGUUUGUAUGUAACUCCAUUACACCGCAACUACUAAACCGAUUUGGAUGAAAUUUAAAUUGCAGGUAGGUGUAUUAUCACAGUCUAUUUGUUUUCCGAAAAAUCCAUUGUUCCCGCGGGAUUUGUGAAAAA
Messenger RNA from Bicyclus anynana (squinting bush brown), 4024 nucleotides. It is a transcript of the gene Rlip, whose product is annotated as ralA-binding protein 1. Gene Ontology annotation, biological process: small GTPase-mediated signal transduction. The transcript has 10 exons. Lineage: Eukaryota; Metazoa; Arthropoda; Insecta; Lepidoptera; Nymphalidae. Gene Ontology annotation, molecular function: GTPase activator activity; small GTPase binding. The record is from RefSeq and is a predicted model, not a curated record. Bases 149 to 2275 code for a protein of 708 amino acids.